CCAGUGUGGCGGGGUUGCCGUGCCCGGGUGCACAGCGGGUGGUCCUCCGGCUUUUUCUGCUGGCUGUACGCGAGCGUGGAGGAGACACGCUGAGGGUGCCCUUGCCGCGGCAAUGCCUGAGAUCAGAGUCACUCCCCUGGGGGCUGGCCAAGAUGUGGGCCGAAGCUGCAUCCUGGUCUCCAUCGCGGGCAAGAAUGUCAUGCUGGACUGUGGCAUGCACAUGGGCUUCAGUGAUGACAGGCGUUUCCCCGACUUUUCCUACAUCACCCAGAGUGGCCGACUGACAGACUUCCUGGACUGUGUAAUCAUCAGUCACUUCCACCUGGACCACUGCGGGGCACUGCCCUACUUCAGUGAGAUGGUGGGCUACGAUGGGCCCAUCUACAUGACCCACCCCACCCAGGCCAUCUGCCCCAUCCUGCUGGAGGACUACCGCAAGAUCGCUGUGGACAAGAAAGGCGAGGCCAACUUCUUCACCUCCCAGAUGAUCAAGGACUGCAUGAAGAAGGUGGUAGCUGUCCACCUGCACCAGACGGUCCAGGUGGAUGAUGAGCUGGAAAUCAAGGCCUACUACGCGGGUCAUGUGCUAGGGGCAGCCAUGUUCCAGAUCAAAGUGGGCUCAGAGUCUGUGGUUUACACGGGUGAUUAUAACAUGACCCCAGACCGACACUUGGGAGCUGCGUGGAUCGAUAAGUGCCGCCCCAACCUGCUCAUCACGGAGUCCACGUAUGCCACGACCAUCCGAGACUCUAAGCGCUGCCGGGAGCGAGACUUUCUAAAGAAAGUCCAUGAGACUGUGGAGCGUGGUGGGAAGGUGCUGAUCCCUGUCUUUGCACUGGGCCGAGCACAGGAGCUCUGCAUCCUGCUGGAGACCUUCUGGGAGCGCAUGAACCUAAAGGUCCCCAUCUACUUCUCCACGGGGCUGACGGAGAAGGCCAACCACUACUAUAAGCUCUUCAUCACUUGGACCAACCAAAAGAUCCGCAAGACCUUUGUCCAGAGAAACAUGUUUGAGUUUAAGCACAUCAAAGCCUUCGACCGGGCAUUUGCAGACAACCCAGGUCCAAUGGUCGUGUUUGCCACACCAGGGAUGCUGCACGCAGGCCAGUCCCUGCAGAUCUUCCGGAAGUGGGCAGGGAAUGAGAAGAACAUGGUCAUCAUGCCUGGCUACUGUGUGCAAGGCACAGUGGGCCACAAGAUUCUCAGUGGGCAGCGAAAACUGGAGAUGGAAGGGCGGCAGGUGCUGGAGGUGAAGAUGCAGGUGGAAUACAUGUCGUUUAGCGCCCACGCAGAUGCCAAGGGCAUCAUGCAGCUGGUAGGCCAGGCUGAGCCACAGAGCGUGCUGCUUGUGCACGGUGAAGCCAAGAAGAUGGAGUUCCUGAAGCAGAAGAUCGAGCAGGAAUUCCGAGUCAGCUGCUACAUGCCAGCCAAUGGUGAGACGGUGGCACUGCCCACGAGCCCCAGCAUCCCUGGGGGAAUCUCACUGGGGCUGCUGAAGCGGGAGAUGGCACAGGGGCUACUUCCUGAGGCUAAGAAGCCCCGGCUCCUACAUGGCACCCUGAUCAUGAAGGACAGUAAUUUCCGGCUCAUAUCCUCAGAGCAAGCCCUUAAGGAGCUGGGCCUGGCUGAGCACCAGCUGCGCUUUACCUGCCGUGUGCACCUACAUGACUCUCGAAAGGAGCAGGAGACAGCCAUGCGUGUUUACAGCCACCUCAAGAGCAUCCUGAAGGACCACUGUGUGCAGCACCUUCCUGAUGGCUCUGUGACAGUUGAGUCCAUCCUCAUCCAGGCUGCUGCCCCCUCUGAGGACCCAGCCACCAAAGUGCUGCUAGUCUCUUGGACCUACCAGGUAAGGCCUGGCAGGGAUUACUGGAGGGGUAUCUAUCCUGUGGCUUUACUCCCUCCUCACCCUAUGCUGCCUCUACUAGGAUGAGGAGCUGGGGAGCUACCUCACAUCACUGCUCAAGAAGGGUCUCCCCCAGACCCCCAGCUGAAGUCAGCUAGUCACCCAGGCCUGCUACCUCUGCCUUCUGAAUUUCUCCACUGCAGGAUUUAUGUGCCCUGGGUGAAUGGAGCCCCUAGCUGGGCCACAGCACCUAUUUCUGGCUGAAAAUAUAAACAGGCCCUGGGACUCCUUGGCUUUUAUUUUUACUCUAGGGCCUUAUGAUGGUGGGGGAAGGGGCUUCCAGGUAGCAAUUCUAAUAAAAGCAAAU
This is a messenger RNA of Otolemur garnettii (small-eared galago), 2213 nucleotides long. RefSeq names its product integrator complex subunit 11 (gene INTS11). The record is from RefSeq and is a predicted model, not a curated record. Gene Ontology annotation, biological process: snRNA processing. Gene Ontology annotation, cellular component: nucleus. The coding region runs from base 113 to 1933 and encodes 606 amino acids. NCBI's taxonomy places the organism in Eukaryota, Metazoa, Chordata, Mammalia, Primates, Galagidae. The transcript has 16 exons.